This is a messenger RNA of Mycosarcoma maydis (corn smut), 501 nucleotides long. RefSeq lists its product as uncharacterized. The transcript has 3 exons. The record is from RefSeq and is a predicted model, not a curated record. Gene Ontology annotation, biological process: double-strand break repair via homologous recombination; meiotic joint molecule formation; meiotic DNA recombinase assembly involved in reciprocal meiotic recombination. NCBI's taxonomy places the organism in Eukaryota, Fungi, Basidiomycota, Ustilaginomycetes, Ustilaginales. Gene Ontology annotation, cellular component: Swi5-Swi2 complex; Swi5-Sfr1 complex. The coding region runs from base 1 to 501 and encodes 166 amino acids.
AUGCGCAGGUCAGCGUCGCCGUCGAAAGUAAAUCGUUCUGCAACGCCGGUUCAAGCCAGUGUUCGAAGCGACUCGUCUUCUGUGCUCAAGACGCCCUUCAAGCCUUUAAGUGGGCUCGAAGGGCAUCGCAACCUUAUUGCAUCGAAGCCAACGUCGAACCAGAAAAUUGCUCCUAUCUCGUCCGUCGCCGCUUCUAGCACAAGCACUUCAACCGCUGCAAGAGAAUUGCGCACUCGAUCCACAACAGAGUUGCAGGAAGAAGUAGCAGACAUGCAGAUGAUUCUUAGCGAAAAGCUGAUCGCACACAACGCAUCUCGCGCAGAAGCAGGCUUGGCCGAGCAGCAACCCGAGCAAAUCGUCGCAGAGUAUAUCCGGUUGCUCACAGAAUACAAUAGCGUCAAGGACGCUGUACAGGUUAUAUUUGACAAAAUUGCCGAGAUCGAGCAACUUCCAUCGAAAGACAUUCACGCUCGCUACGGUGUUGGUAACGAGGCGAAAUGA